UCCAUACCGCCCUCGUUGUGCUGCGAUCUCUCAGUUACAUAGUUCAUAUUCGGGUUUACGCCACUGAGCGCCUUUCACUCCUUCAAGUUGCCCUCUACCACGAUGGUGAACACCGGCCUCAAAUACGUAGACCUUAUACGCCAACGCACUUCAAAAUGGGCAAACUUGUCUCCCGAAACACAGGACAUCAGAGUCGGAUCGUAUGGUCUAUUCAGCGCCCAGACAGGCAGGUUCGAGGUUGAAGGAAACGUGUACGAUCCCGAGUUUCAGAAGCCUAAGGAAUUUAGUCUUGGAUCAAACGUUGCUGAGGGCAUCGACAAAGCAAAGUAUAAAGGAGACUGGCAGUUUCUGCAAGGAAAACGAGGCGCUAUGCUCGUGAUGUACAAACCCCGUCUAGAGCAUUUUCCUAAAGGAAAGGUAUUUGAAGCGAUCUACAAGGUUCCAGAGCUCAAGGACAAGUACGUCGUCCCAUCGGUGUAUAAGUGUCGUGCAUAUGUUACCUAUUUGUCCGAGAAGGCCGGAGAGAAGAUUUCGUUGGCUCUCCUCCCAAAAUCUGGCAAAGAGAACGAGACGCAGCUCAACUGGUGGACUGAUUCAAAGAUAGAAAACCUUCAAACCAGGACAGAUAAAGACUACGUGUUCUCGCCACUUUUCACUUGCAAGCGCAAGAUCCCCUUGAUUCGUCCUCUGAUGCGCGACUCACCUACUCCAGACCCUGAGGACGCCGACUUUUGGAUGGAUGUUUACCCGCCUUGGGAGCCACUCGAUGACGAUGGAGAGAUCGAUCCAGUAUAUGAUGAUAAUCAAGAGGAUGACCCGAACGUAUACAUUCCGCGAAGAGACUCUGAAUUUGUGCCAUUCCCUAUUUCAGACGACAGUGACGAUGAGUGAUGACCUGUUGGGACCUUUCCUUCUUGUUAUAUUAGGUUGACGUUGCCAUAUGAGAUGUAUAAUUACUUGUGUAGUGGAUGUUCGAGUACAAGACUAUUUAUGCAGUGCCCAUAUCUAGGUUUGUUCGUGUCGUAAUCUUGCAAUUUGCGAUGCCCACGGCCCACGAUCGCAAGCACAGGAUAUCCAUCAUUUAUCCA
Messenger RNA from Suillus fuscotomentosus, 1088 nucleotides. RefSeq lists its product as uncharacterized. The transcript has 8 exons. The record is from RefSeq and is a predicted model, not a curated record. NCBI's taxonomy places the organism in Eukaryota, Fungi, Basidiomycota, Agaricomycetes, Boletales, Suillaceae. The coding region runs from base 103 to 891 and encodes 262 amino acids.